Molecule: messenger RNA, 1946 nt
Organism: Spirodela intermedia
Lineage: Eukaryota; Viridiplantae; Streptophyta; Magnoliopsida; Alismatales; Araceae
Source: the annotation of a GenBank genome assembly
AUGGGACGCAACGAUCUCACUGCACUUCUUCAUCCCAUCCUCUGGUUGCUGGUGAGCAGUGUAACCAACGGCGCUGAAGGUGAUAUCCAUUGCUUACAGAGCAUUCGUGCAUCCCUGCAUGACCCCAACAGCUACCUAAAUGUGUGGAAAUUUGGUGAUCAUCCCGAUGGGUACAUCUGCAAGUUUCCUGGUGUAGAAUGCUGGCACCCUAACGAGAACAAGGUGCUCAGCCUACGGCUUUCUGGCAUGGGUCUCCAGGGCUCAUUCCCCUCAGGCAUUGAGAACUGCACCAGCUUGACCGGAUUGGACCUCUCAAACAAUAACCUCUCGGGGCCCAUUCCUCUGGAUAUCUCCCGCAAGAUAAAGUUUGUGACGAUGCUCGAUCUGUCAUAUAAUAGCUUCUCCGGGGAAAUUCCAGUGGGGCUGGCAAACUGCUCCUACCUCAAUGUCCUCGAUCUCCAACAUAACCAACUGAGCGGCGGCAUUCCUCAGGCGCUGGGCCAGCUCAUUCGACUCAACUCUUUGAAUGUUGCUGACAACUUGUUGACAGGGGUAGUCCCUCCAUUUGCCAAUCCUAGCGUCACCCUAAACCUUGAGAAUAACCCUGGUCUCUGUUCGAGAGGUUCCUCGGGUCCAUGCAAAGGAAAGGAAAAUACUAAUGUGGGAGUUAUCAUCGGUCCCGCCGCUGGUGGGCUGUUAUUGACCGCCAUAGUUGUUGCUGCUAUUCUAUUUCUCCGUGUACGAAGAGCAAAAUCACCCAAGAGGAGAACAGAUGAUGGGAACAGAUGGGCGAAGAGCUUCAAAGGAACCAAAAACAUCCAGGCAAGACGAUUUUAUUUUUAUCCGAUUAUUUAACAAGUUUCUUGACUGAAUGAUACUGUGUUCUUGGUUUUUUAUUUUUACGUGGAAUUGGAAACCCACCCCACCUUAACAGAUGCUGCGUCGUCCAGGUAUUUAUGUUCGAGAAGUCCAUCUCGAAAAUGAAGCUGAGUGAUCUGAUGGGAGCCACCAAUGACUUCAGUGACGAGACAAUCAUCGUCUCCAGCGGAACGGGGACAGUGUACAGGGCAACCCUUCCCGACGGUUCCCGCCUAGCUGUGAAGAGGCUUCGGGAUUCUCAACAUUCGGAGAAGCAGUUUCAGUCGGAAAUGGCAACACUUGGCAGCAUGAGGCACAAUAACCUUGUUCCCCUCCUCGGCUUUUGCAUUGCCAAGAGAGAGAGACUGGUGGUGUACAAACACAUGGCGAACGGGACUCUAUACAAUCGGUUGCAUGAUGAUGAUCCUGAGGGACAAGGUAUGGAGUGGCCGCACCGUCUGAGGAUCGGCAUCGGGGCAGCUAGAGGCCUAGCAUGGCUUCAUCACAAUUGCAAUCCCCGGGUACUUCACCGCAACAUAAGCUCAAAGUGCAUUCUAUUGGACGAGGAUUAUGAACCCAAGAUAUCUGAUUUUGGUCUCGCGAGGCUGAUGAAUCCAGUCGACACACAUCUCAGUACUUUUGUCAACGCUGGAUUCGGCGAACUGGGUUACAUCGCCCCCGAGUAUGUACGGACACUGAGGGCCACUCCGAAGGGCGACGUCUUCAGCUUUGGGGUGGUCCUCAUCGAGCUGGUCACCAGUGAGAGACCAACUCAUGUGGCCAGUGCUCCAGGAGGCUUCAAUGGGACCUUGGUGGAAUGGAUUAGCCAUCUUUCAUGCAAUUCCCUUCUGCAGGACGCGAUUGACAAGUCUUUGGUGGGAAAGGGCUGCGACGAGGAGCUUUUCCAAUUCCUGAAGAUCGCAUGCUCGUGUGUUCUGCCUGAUCCUAAAGAGAGGCCCACCAUGUUUGAAGUGUUCCAGUUUCUGAGAGUUAUUGGGGAGAGAUAUCAUUUUACAGCAGAAGAUGACUUAGGUUUGCUCCAAGGGAGCGACGCCAAUUAUCCAGAUGAACUGAUUGUAGCCCAAUAA